UCGAGCCCAAAGGCCCAACUGAAGAAAAGAAAGAGGGACUUCAAGUUAUCGACCGCCGUCGGCCGUCAACCGUCGCCGUCUGCCGGAGUAGUGUCAGCAUCUGGAAUGGCCAACAGCAAGUAUGAAUACGUAAAGUGUUUUGAGGCGGAAGACGAAGUAAUGUACCCAAAUAUCAUUGUUGUUCAAAUUGAUGGCCGCGAAUUUGGCAGAAUGCUGAUGUGGAAUUAUGUCGUGGUUCUUGUCAAUUGNGUAUUAGAGAACUUCUCUGAUGUUAUAUUUGCAUAUGGAUUUAGUGAUGAGUACAGUUUCGUCUUGAAGAAGGAAACCACCUUUUACCAGAGGCGAGCGAGCAAAAUACUCUCCAUUAUUGUGUCUUUCUUCUCAUCUACAUUUGUAACCAAAUGGAAAGAGUUCUUUUCUCAAAAGGAGUUAAGUGUGCCUCCAUCAUUCCAUUCACGAGUUAUCAGCUGUGCAUCAAUGGAGGUUCUUCAGGCAUAUCUUCUAUGGAGACAAACAGAAUGUCAUACAAGCAAUCUAUACAAUACUUGUUUGUGGAAGCUGGUGUUUUCUGGAAAGUCAGAAAAAGAGGCCAAAGAGAUUCUUAAGGGAACACAAAAGCAGGAGAAAAAUGAAUUACUCUUUCAGCAGUUUGGUAUCAACUACAAGGACCUUCCACAGAUUUUUCGUCAAGGGUCUUGUGCCAUCAAGAUAAAGGUGGAAGAUAUUGUGAAAUACCGAGAAAAUGGCACUCCUGUUAAAAGACCAAGGAAGAAAGCAGUCAUAGUUCACUCCGAAAAUAUAGCAACAAAAGGCUUCUGGAAGAACUACUCAUUCCUUACUGAGGAACUUGGUUUGCUUGCAGAAGGCAUUAAUAAGAUUAAACCUGAGUAUUUGAGGUCUUUCCAAUUUGAAAGCAAGCUGAUGUUAUCUACUUGGAUUGUAGUCCGGAUAGACGGUUGUCAUUUCCACAGGUUUUGUGAAGAUAAUGGUUUUCAGAAGCCAAAUGAUGAGCAGGCACUAAAUCUUAUGAACUCAUGUGCGGUUUCUUUGCUAGAGAUGUUUAAGGAUAUUAUCUUUGCAUAUGGGGUGAGCGAUGAAUAUAGUUUUGUUUUGAAGAAAGGAUCUCUAUUAUAUCAGAGGCGGUCAAGUGAAAUCGUUUCUGCCAUUGUAUCUCUUUUCUCUUCCAUGUAUGUGAUGAAGUGGAAAGAGUUUUUCCCUGAGAAAGAGUUUAAAGAACCACCUUAUUUUGAUGGUCGAUGCGUUUGCUAUCCAUCAUCUGAGAUUCUUCGAGAUUACUUGGCUUGGAGACAAGUUGAUUGUCACAUAAACAAUCAGUACAAUACUUGUUUUUGGCUGCUUGUUAAGUCUGGAAAGAGUAGAACUGAAGCGCAGAGCUCUCUGAAGGGUACCCAAACUCAGGAAAAGAAUGAAUUGCUUGCCCAGUUUGGCAUUGAUUACAAUGCGCUACCGAUCAUGUUUCGGAUGGGUUCCUCUGUUUUCCAGGACAAAGAUGAACUAACUGGAAAUGACAAAGUAGUUGUUGAACACUGUAAUAUAAUUGACACGAGCUUUUGGAAAGAACAUCCAAGAAUACUUGACGAGGAGGAGCCAUUGCGGACGAUUUUGCGGCCCCAUAGCAAUAAAAUGCUUCGAGUGUCUUGAAGUUGAAAGAGGAGCUGCUCCCUAAGUUAUAACCAUAUUUAGUUUUCAUUAGAUCAGAAAAAUAGUUUCAAAAUUUGUCAGAUAUGCAGAUUAGCCAGCUGCCUUUGAUUAUUCCCUUUACUCCUUUUUUUUCUUCUAAAGAUUUGUAUAGCAAAACACUCCAGUAUAUUUCUAUUCACUCAGAACAUGUAGUAGACAAGAUUUUGUGUUGUAUCAACUUCAAUAUUUAUGUCAGCAAUGGUUAUUGAUGACUCGAAA
Molecule: messenger RNA, 1920 nt
Organism: Nicotiana tabacum (common tobacco)
Lineage: Eukaryota; Viridiplantae; Streptophyta; Magnoliopsida; Solanales; Solanaceae
Source: RefSeq, a predicted model, not a curated record